CCCGCAGCGCCUUUACUUCCCGCCACGCUCGCGAUGGAAUCGUCUUUCGAACUGCCCGACUCCACCGACUGGCUCACAACGUCUCUUCCCGCUUUUGAACCUCUCGAAGCCGCGCUCCGCUGCGAAGUGUGCAAGGAGUUCUACAACAACCCUGUCAUUACGUCGUGCGCGCACACAUUUUGCUCCUUAUGCAUAAGAAGAUGCAUCGCAAUCGACGGGAAAUGUCCCGCAUGCAAGUCUGCCUGCCAGGCCGACAAAUUGCAACCGAAUAUCGCGGUGCGUGAAAUCGCAACGAAAUUCCAAGAGGCGCGCCCGAAGGCGCUAGAGCUAGCGCGUGCGAAAGAAGACAAUGACGACGGUGAGACAGCCGCACCGGCUAGCGGGCGGAAAAGGAAGCGCGAGACGGCAGAUGGGGAGGAUGAGGGGAGGAGAACGACGCGGUCGAGACAUACACGAAGAAGUACGCGGCUUGGCAACGAGAGCAUUACGGACGACAUGCCUGUCGUGAUACCAGAUAGCGACGAGGAGAAGGAGGACGAGUAUGUACCUGAGGGUAUGGUGCCAUGCCCGAUAUGCAAGAAGCCUAUGAAGGAGGAGGCAGUCUUCAACCACAUACCAAUCUGUCCGGCUGCGCAGGACGACACUGGGACGCGCAAGACCAGGUCGAGAAAGGACGACGCCUUCCCAAACCAUCUGCAAGCUCGAAUGAAAGAGAACGGUCCUCCGCCAACGCGCCUCUCCGGUCUACACUACCCAAUGCUGAAUGACAAGGCGCUGAGGAAGAAGCUGCAAGAGCUGGGCAUACCCACUUGGGGCACAAAGCAGCAGUUGAUGAAACGACAUCAGGAAUGGUUGAACAUCUACAAUUCUAAUUGCGAUGCGUCCGACGAGGCCAGAAAGCCGAAACGAGAGUUACUAAGAGAGUUAGACGAAUGGGAACGGACACAAGGCGGUCGCGCGACUGCAAAGGAAUCACACAUCAUGCGAAAGGACUUCGAUGGGCAGAAUCACGCUACGGCGCACAAGAACCAAUUUGACGAUCUUAUCGCCAAUGCUAGGAAGCGCGCCAAAGAUAUCUCGAGAGCGAGUGAAGAAAAGGUUGAGAGCACUCCCGCUGGCAGCUCUGGGACCGAUCCACAACCGGCCCAGGCCGAUAACCUAGAAGCCACAUCCGACCCACCGCACCCGUACGAAAACAAUGAAGCCGCGCUCUCAUCAAUUCGACAGAAAGUUGAGGAAGCGAAUCGUACCGACUCCGCGUUCCCACCGCUGAGUCACAAUACGAAAGAUGCCAAUAUAAAGGCAGCACAGGAUGCUGGCAUGUAUCAGGAAGAGAUACCAUUAGGCUUCGCGCCUGAAAAUCCACUUGGAAGUCCGACAAGGAAGGUCCCUAUGUUUAGGAUGCCGGAGGAG
Molecule: messenger RNA, 1413 nt
Organism: Paraphaeosphaeria sporulosa
Lineage: Eukaryota; Fungi; Ascomycota; Dothideomycetes; Pleosporales; Didymosphaeriaceae
Product: DNA repair protein rad18
Exons: 2
Biological process (GO): DNA damage tolerance; protein monoubiquitination
Cellular component (GO): nucleus; Rad6-Rad18 complex
Molecular function (GO): ubiquitin protein ligase activity; single-stranded DNA binding
Source: RefSeq, a predicted model, not a curated record